This is a messenger RNA of Cuscuta campestris, 661 nucleotides long. Lineage: Eukaryota; Viridiplantae; Streptophyta; Magnoliopsida; Solanales; Convolvulaceae. The record is from the annotation of a GenBank genome assembly.
AUUUAAAGCAUGCCAUGCAAUUUAUUCAUGUGCCAUGUCAUUUAAAAAUUGUCAUGUAAGAUGACACAUGUCAACUUCUUGAAGACAUGAGUCUCAAAUAUUAUACUAAAGAAAAUAGGAUAGGAUGGCUGCGCUAGACAUGUGCCAGUCGUGUAAUUCACUACCAACGUUCGCUGAUAUAACAUGAGAUAUUAUAUAGGAGAUGGGAUCCAUCCACAAUGGCCAGUGUUCAUGAAAAUCAUCACGUGUGCGACAAAUCCAGAGAUGGUAUUGUUUGUGCAGAAACAAAAGUCGAUCGCCACGGAAAGAUGUGGAGCAUGGUUGGGGCCCGUACGGACUCUCCUCUUCUCCGCGUCGAAUAUUUCGUCCCCAUCCUCACGGCCGCCGGAACGGCCGGGUUUCACUCCGAGAAUCCCGGAGCUGGAUUUGCGGAAAGCGUUUGUAUCAAAAUGGCGGGCAUCAGUAGCGGGCUGCCCGCCGCUUAACCGGCGGGAACCCACAGAGCGUGUAACCUUCGGGUGUAGAAGCACCAGAAGAAGAAGAAGAGAGAAGAAGAAGAUGGCGAAGCUCAUCUUAUGUUUCUUGGUACAACACAACCGCCUCAUAGUUUCAUGGGAUUUUUAAGUGGCAAUGUUAGGGUGAAUUAAAGUAAGUCCUGUGA